AUGGCGAACUUUCCGAUCUUGCAAGAAAUCAAAGGUGAAUGGAGAUCAACUAAAACAGUGGAAAUAAUGGGCUUGAGAAUUCCGGCGUAUUUUACUGACGAUCCCCAGCUACUGUACGACUACAUUGUCAACUUCAAGACGAAAUCAGACGACGUGUUUGUAGUCAGCUAUCCGAAAGCAGGUCAGUUUGUUAAAAUUGUUCUUUAUCCCACAGGCAGCCCAAACGGUCGCAUAUUGAACUCUACGCAAUAUUGUGAAAGCACCUUGUAAGGAACAGCUAUAUGUCGUGGUCUCUCGAGCUAAGGAAAUGUGAUAUUACUCUAGAUAACUUUCCCUUCAAAUUUUGUCCUAUUCCUAAUCUUAUGUACGUACGCUUGUGCCGUUGGAUUUUAGUCAUUUUUUAACCUCCCCGAAAUGAAACCAAGAGGUCACCAAGGAUUUCAUGAAAGAAAAUAAAACUACCAAAUAGGUACAAGCAAAGAAAAGGAAACAAAUAAAGAAUGUUAACAAUGUGGUCGUGUAAAUUGCAAUCACUCUGUUCUCAAUCUUGACUGGAAUUAACUUACAAGAUUAUGCAAUCAAACUGCGGAUGUGAACAAACUUGACACAUGUCAAGAUCCAGAGAAAUCGGCAGCCAACAGUUAUAAAACCUAUGAAAUUAUAUGAAACUAAAACCAUGGAAAAUACACUCUUUUUAGCUUUUGUUUUUUAAUACCGGUCAACAAAACGAUGAAACCAGUCACGCAAAUCAGUGCAAUUGGUAUACUAGUGAUGAAAAAAAGAAUAUCGAAAAUUUUCGUGUUCAAAGUAAUAAUGCAGUUUGAGGGGUUCAUUAAUGGAAAAACGGAAAGGUUUUUAAUUGGAAUAAUGGAGUGAGCCCCUUUGGGGUGAGGAAUAAUAUAACAAAUUAACAAACAUUUUCGAGAAGAAAAAUUGAAUAAUUAGCACCCUAUUAUGCCUCCUCACUCGACUCUAACAAAUUAGCAACCAUUUUCGAGGAGAAAAUUUAAAUAAUUAGCACGCCAUUAUGCCUCUUCACUCGAUUCUAACAAAUUAACAAACAUUUUCGAGAAGGAAAAUUGAAUAAUUAGCACCCCAUUAUGCCUCCUCACUCAACUCCCCUCAAUAGUUAUACACCAGAAAGUUGAAAUCACGCUAGUCGACUCCGGACUAUAGACUAGUAGCAGUCUCUUACGUUUCUUUGCAAAGUUACUGCGUGCGAAACCCAAGCGCGUAACGUCGUCGUUUGCAGUCGCACGGGCUGUAAUAAGAGCUAGACUGAUUUUAAGAAAAAAAGCGGUCACCGCAAGCAGUCUAACGACUCCCAACACCGGAAUAACGAAAGCAUCGAAAUCAAACCUCUAAACUGAAAGAGUCACUCGUGCGUGUUUGCAGUCGCGCGGGCUGUAAUAAGAGCUAGACUGAUUUUAAAAGAGAAGGCGGACUGCAAGCAGUCUAACGACUCUCAACUCCGGAAUAACGAAAGCAUCGAAAUCAAACCGCUAAACAGAAGGAGUCAGUCGGCGUUACCGUUUUUGCGGCAAAAAGGCAUACACUCGAAAAUUUUCCUGCAAGAAGUCCAACCACUUCGCCAUUAUUCAUUACAUGACGAACUUGGAAGGGAAAAGUUAUGCUGUUGAGGCUAUUAAGGGUAUAUUGAAUUUACUUGUGGCUUAUGAUUAACGAACUGAAGCAAGAGAGCCCAUUUCGCAGGUUAAGGACAUCGAGGUGUUGCAUUAUAAUCCGUUUGCGGUAACGCCCAUCAAGCCUAUAUCAAUUAAGGGUUUCUGGGUAACUGAACGCCUACCUCUCCCCUUCACUUACUUCUCACUUAGGGUAAAGUUGUGCAUUAAGUGAGGGGUAGGUGGUGACUUACACCCAGAAACCUCCAUUGAUCCCAAUCAGGUUUUCCAGAGAAUAAGGUUAUGAGAGAAAUCCAGGGUUAAAAAGAUGCAAAGUGGAGUAAGCUGAAAUAAACUGAGCGUAACUUAAACAUGUUAAAAGACUCACAAUAACCAGCAAAAAAAGUAAUCAAUAAAAUAAAAUAAAUAAUAACGAGAUCAUUGAAAUUUUCUGCUCGACAUAACCGUGAUAACAACGUCAACAAAUGGUCAUAAAGAACUACUAAAUACCCAAGUAAGGCACAGUAUGCGUAAACCAACUACAAGGCCGAAUUAUUGAGCUUUUUUGAGAAAAGAUAGCCCAUAUAGUACAUAUGUUAGUAAUCUGAGCGUAUGUAUCUUCAAUUGUGUGUUUGUGAUAUGUUUGUCAGUUUAUUAUGAAUGACUUUCAUUUUUGCAGCUACCGGAUAAAACAAAAAUCUUGAGAUUCUGAACCUAGAUCGGGGAAAAAUAGUGAGAGGUGGAAAAUAGCUGUAACAUGUCCCAAUUUCUAAGAGGAAGGACUUUCAGCUUUCCAGCGCGAAUUAUGGGUUUAGUAGGAUGAGAUCUUCUUCGUUGUUUCCGACGUGUAGACGUCUUGAAAUGCUGGAUUCAGGAUUUUUAACAGUGGAUCUGCACAUUUGGUGACAACAGUAAGUCGCGGUAGGGUUCUUUGUAGGCCUGUUCUGGACUAGCCCGCGAACCGCAGACGCAUUUCCGGUCGUCGCUUCUCUCCCUCCUUCCGGCGGACGAAACUAGAAACUAAAGGCGAAAAAACCGGAUGCUCUUGCCGGCUAGUUCUGGACCCCCUUUUUUUCUAAUAAGGGAUCGUCAAGGGCGUAAAAAAAAUAAACUGAAACCGCGGGGGAUUUACUGACCAUAAGCACAAAGGGCUGGGGUGGGGGAGGGAGAAAAUAAACGGUCUGUGGGCAUCUUUGGGAAGAACUGAAACUUGCUUUUCGCAGAAAAAGCAAAAGAGCCAGGAGCUAAGGGGUAAGGGAGAAGAACGUACAUUUCUGUUUCCGGAGGGAUUCGGUUCAUACGAGCAUCGACUGUUUUGAAAUUUGGGCUAGUUUUGAAUUGCCCCGUGUGAGGAAAUCCGGAUUCCGGAUUCCGGAAGGCCGGAAAAUUUUGUUCGUGGAAUCCGGAAUCCCUGGCUUUGGAAUGCGGAAUAUAGCUCAAGGAAUCCAGAAUUCUACCGAUUGAAACUGGGUCCAGAAUCCAAGUUCCUCUGACAAGAACGGGAAUCUAGUACCUGGAACCAGGAAUCCACGGUGUGGAAUCCAGAAUUCAGGGCUGUCUUAGAUUCCCUAAAAUGGGCAGAUUUGAAUGUUAUAUUUUAUCUCUUAAAGGAACAACUUGGGUUCAAGAAAUUGUCUGGCAAAUUUACCACAAUGGAGAAGUCAACAGCAAACGAAUUGAAGACCGUGUUCCAUUCUUAGAAGAGGCUACUAAUUUAAAAUCUUCUCAACCAGACAUUGCCAGUUUACCAAGCCCCCGCCUUAUUAAGACACACCUUUCUUAUGAGGCUAUACCGAAAGGUGUAAACGAGGAAACAACGUGCAAGUAUAUUUACAUCGCUCGAAAUCCAAAAGAUAACGCUGUAUCAAAUUAUGAGUUUUUGACAAGCUUGGGGAAAAAUACUGAAUUGAAUGCAUCGUGGGAAUUUUAUGCCAAUCUGUUUGUUCAGGGAAAAUGUAAGUUAUACAAUUAUUAUACGUGGCAGUAAUUAAAUGCUUUUAUAGUUGAAACUCCAUUGGUUCCAUGGGCACAGAGCUGCCUCCCUAUCCCAGAUAUUGUCAACAAUUGUCAACCAUAUCCCAUAGUAACUAUAAGGCAAUAUUAGUUUUAUAUAUUUUCUGUAUACGAUGAUGAUAUUUCUCUCUUCGUAAAUUUAAUGGUUAGCGGUUUAAGAUUGUUAAAGUCGUGUUUUCCAUAGAGAUCUUCAAGAGUUUAGAUCUUGGAUGCCAGGAGCUCAUGACUAGAGUAGUCAUGGGCUCGUGUGGACAGAGAAAGAAUGUUUGUUUUUUUCGUCUUAUGUGGUAACACGUGUCAAAACACGUCAGUCGAGGUUGUACUGUAGAGUCGACCCGGGUGACACAUGCUGUAAUUAAAGUCAUUUUAGGGCAUAUUCGGAAAUGUCCCAUUUGGCAAAAAGUACAAAUGCUUAAAAUUCAUCCCAAAUGAAAAUUUAUUAUUGGUCUGCUGCAGGUACGUUGAAAAAGUACGAACUGGCGCACAGUCGACUCUCUCUUAACGGACACCUCUAUAAGACGGACACCUCUGUAAAACGGACACCUGGAGAUGGUCCCUGUCUUUGCUUAUUCCCUUUAUUUGACUCUUUAUAAGACGGACAUCUCUCUAAGACGGACUCUUAGUGCCGGUCCCAAAGGUGUCCGUCUUGGAGAGAGUUGAUUGUAAUUAUUUCAGUACAGUAACUCUCUCCAAGACGAAAACCUUUGGGACCGGCACUAAGUGUCCGUCUUAGAGAGAUGUCCGUCUUAUAAGGAGUCAAACAAAGGGAAUAAGCAAAGGCAAGGACCAUCGCCAGGUGUCCGUUUUACAGUGGUGUCCGUCUUAUAGAAGUGUCCGUUAAGAGAGAAGCGACUGUAGAAUGUUCGAGUAAUCUUGCUAUAAUACCUUAGAAAACUCAGACGGGAAGAACGAAUGUAAUGCCUAGGAGUUUGAUUUCAUUGUCGGGUAGCUCAGCUAGGAUGGGUUCAGUCCAUGCUGAGCUACAGGAGCCUAUCUUUCUGAUGGGCUUCUGUGGUAGCAUCGCUCUAUUGUGAGAUGAAGAAGGUGAUGCAUAUUUUGCUUACGGGGUGUCGGUCUGCAAGUUGAACCUGGGGCGCGGCGUAGUACGUAGGAUUCAAAUUUGAAUUCUCAUUUGUUGCCCCAAUUCACUUCCUACGGAAGUAGUGGGGAGAAGUUGAUAAAUAUCAAGCAAAUUCAUCUUGUGUGAUUAUGUACGUAAUUCUCAUGACCACUCUGUUUUACAAUGCAUUGAUAUUACGGGAGAAAUUUGAUGCUGAUCACUAAUAGGGCUUAAAGGAUUAAUGCCGGGACGAUAUCACUGCGAUGGUAAAGUCAGCGAGCUUCUUUUUCAUAGCGCAGGGCCCAAAAGGAGUGACCCAAAUAAGUAGCUAUAGUGUAAAAUGUUAAGGCUUGUUAACUAUGAUCACUGUUAGAUUGUUUAUUUCGGAGAGAGGUAAUGAGCCACAGGUCUAAAAAUUAUCAACGUAGUUCUAAAGGGGAUAGGUGCGAUAUAACAUAGCACCAUAGUGUGUCGCAGACCGUCGCCAAAUUUAAGAAAUAGCGUCCGUGAACUCCGGAGACCAAGCAUCCUCGGAGACCCAGGGGCGGAUAAAGGGGACGAGGGAAAGUCUAAACGGGCGGAAAAAUAUAAAUGAAACGAAGAAAAGUAAAGAACGGCGAGAAGAGCCCCUGGGGACAAUGUCUUACCAGACCAGUUCCAAACGGUCGCCGCCGUUCUGGCCUCUGAUUGGUGCCAGAAAACUUGUGUUUUUCUGGCACCAAUCAGAAGCCAGAACGGCGGCGACGGUUUGGAACUGGUUUGGUAAGACAUUGACCCCAGGGGCUCUUCUCGCCGUUCUUUACUUUUCUUCGCGCCACAUUUUUCCGUCCGUUUAGACUUUCCCUCGUCCCCACUAUCUGCCCCUGGGUCUCCGAGGAUGGAGACCAAGCGGAAGAAACAUGUUGAAGAAAUAGCCAGUACGUGGAGAAUCGAACCCUAACCGUCAGAUAUGACUAGGAGGGAAAGGGAACCAAAAUGCUCCCAGUCGCCGGCUUCUAUAAGGAUAUAUUGGAAGGUGUCUCAUUGAAAGGUCGAGUUUGUUCAUAUUUACAUAUUUUCUCUAAACUGGUUAUGAUGCUUCUUAAGGUAGUAGAGACAAGUAGUGUUAGAGGCAUGGCAAAAACCUUCAUGACUUAUUAGUCUUUAUCCACCUACACAAUUGUUAUUCAUUGCAGCAACCUGGAGUCACUGGGAUAAACAUGUACUUGGAUGGUGGAAACACAAAGACGAUGCUAACGUUUUGUUCCUUAAAUAUGAAGACUUGAAAAAGGUUUGUUAUCAUUGUCGGAGAAUUACCGGUAAAGUCAUUUUCAGUUUUUUGAAAUUAAUUCUGUCACAUUAAUUUGCUUUGCGUUGAUUAAUGCUUAGUGGUGGGUAGAAAACCGAAUUGAAUUAAGCAAUUACUGAGUGAGGCUGGGUAUCAUCUAAAGAAUUAUGGAGAUUGAGGAGGGUGCGGAUAGCAACCUCCUGGUUUAAAAACAAGCUAAAACAGGCUUACCUCCAUCGAUGUUAAGUUCAUCUUCGAUAGUGCAUGUUUAUCGGCAAGUUUAGGAGAUAAAGGGUUGUUCAGUUUUGCAAAUAUUUUCCAAAUAGCAGAUCCUGAGAUGUCGUCCGUCGAGUUGUCUUCUUGCUGUUCUUGCCACGUUUUUAGCUAAUAGUUUGCCUUUUUUCUUCCUCGUGAAACGAGUGAAAUGUUCAUACAUUUUGUAUUCACUACCGAAACAGCUCAUCCUCGUCCCCAGGUCUUCUCGGGUAACCGUUCAAUAACCUGGCAAUUUUGCUGCACGAUUGACAUCAUCAGUUCACAUUUCGUAAAACUCUUCCCAAUUUGGUCGACAGUAGCUGGAUGUGAUGAACUAUGCGUGGGAUUUUAGCCAACCAGAGACAGAGAAAUAUUUUGAAUGAAUAAUAAUAUGCUUUAUACAGAGGAGAAGUGCGACGUCACAUUACCAUGGAAAAACAUGCGCUAUCCAGUUUUGCCCCCGAGUGCAAUCAUGCCUAUGAAAGUCAUUCAAAUUAUUCAAAUCAAUUGCGAUAUUUGUAACAACACGGUUUAUAGAGAUCGAGAAGUUUUGCUACCAUAGCAACGUGACGUAACGACUUCUCUUGUGAUCCUGUCCAUCACAUGUCGUUUUUAGCAUAACCAUGCUUGAAACAAACCUCUGAUAUUUAAUUUUAUAUUGUAAAGUAGCUCUGCCUUUCAGUUAGUGAUUGGUUAAAUUAUUAUUUGAGGAAGCCGUUUUCUUUUAAGUCCUGUGAUUUCCUUGAGCGUCCUCGCCAUUUGGUCAUCGUUUGUUAUGUACUAGGAUGUAUAUGGAAAAAAAUAAACUUGGCACUUGAAACUUAUUUUGUUUUAUUAGUUUCACAUCCGAACUAAACAUGGGAAGAGGAUUGACAAGUAGCCUCAAACUCAGACGUUCUUUUGGCUAGUCACGCAAUCCUACCUUGGUAUUCUGCGCUGAGCGUCAAUGGAAUAGCCUUCCACGCCGACGUUCUUUGUGUGGGGAAGUAACACGUGACAAAGCGCGAAGAACGUCUGCGUGGGAGGCCAGCAUUGGCCGGGACAACGCACCAAAAUUCUAAAGAUUCAGAGUCUGAAUUCCCCAUCUUCUCUACCAGUUUUCAAGCCCUUUUACCCCUUUGUUUCUUCUCCUUAGGAUCUUCUAAGCCAUGUUCGUAUGAUCUCCCAGUUCCUGAACAAGCCCUUGUCAGAUGAACUCCUAAGUCGCAUAACAGAGCAGUGUACAUUCAAUGGAAUGAUGAAAAACCUGAAAAGUUACCUUCUGUGUGGAACAGAGGCUGGAGCAAAAUUUCUCCGAAAGGGCGUGGUGGGGGACUGGAAGAAUUACUUUACUCCAGAGCAAAGUGAGAGAUUUGACAAGGAAUUGUUAGCAAAAUUAGACGGGACUGGAUUAGUGUUUGAAAUGUAGCAAACUUGUUUUCAUUAAAUAUAGUCGAAAUUACAGAAGAGGCCUCUUAACACUUUGGGGAGACUGCGAAAGGAUUCCUUCGCUGCAGAGCCAGGAAUAA
Molecule: messenger RNA, 7725 nt
Organism: Porites lobata
Lineage: Eukaryota; Metazoa; Cnidaria; Anthozoa; Scleractinia; Poritidae
Source: the annotation of a GenBank genome assembly